Molecule: messenger RNA, 4811 nt
Organism: Pectinophora gossypiella (pink bollworm)
Lineage: Eukaryota; Metazoa; Arthropoda; Insecta; Lepidoptera; Gelechiidae
Gene: Pfas
Product: phosphoribosylformylglycinamidine synthase
Exons: 24
Coding region: 164-4225 (1353 amino acids)
Biological process (GO): 'de novo' IMP biosynthetic process
Molecular function (GO): phosphoribosylformylglycinamidine synthase activity
Source: RefSeq, a predicted model, not a curated record
CAAACGUCAAUGUCAUGAUCGAGCGAGGCCGAGCCGAGCCAUCGGAAUCAAGUUGUAAAGUUAAAAGUUUGUGGUUUGCGACAAAUUCGAAAUAAAUAGAUAUAAAUUGAACUCUGACAUUGAUGUAAGACUUUAAUUUAUGUACUGUCCGUGAGAUCCAUUUAUGAACAGUAGUCUGCGAGACUUCGACUAUACGCGUACAUGUAUUAACGUCACGAUGUGUAUCAUAAGAUUCUUUUCAUCCGAGGCAUUUAGUGCUCAUAAAACCAAGGAAAUACUACAGAAGUUGAAGCUAGUUGAUUCAGAUGUGACCCAGUUAUCAACUGAACUUUGUUACCAUGUCGAGUUAGCUGAAGGUUGCGACUAUCUCAAUAUCAACCAGAUAAAAGUAUUGCAAUGGCUUCUCAGUUCCCCUAUGCAGCCGCAUGCUUUGAAGAAUGAAACUGUGUAUAAAAAUGUGGAGCAAAAUCAGCUGAUCAUUGAAAUUGGACCAAGGUUCAACUUUUCAACAGCAGACUCCAGUAACUCUGUGCAAAUAUGCGAAAGUGUGGGCUUAAACGAUAUCGUCCGCCUUGAGGUUUCUACUCGGUACCUCAUCACUUUCCAAAAAGCCAAAGAUGUCACUAAGAAGCAAUUUGAGGAGCUGGCUUCCUCACUGCACGAUAGGAUGACACAAUGCAUUUAUACUAAGGAGAAUCUCCCCCGCAAAAGUUUUAAUGAAGGUCUACCCAAAGACCUUGAGCCAUGGUUUGUUGUGCCAUUACAGAAGGAAGGUAGACCUGCUAUGGAGAAAGUAAACCAAAAGCUAGGUUUGGCUUUCGACUCCUGGGAUAUGGACUUAUACAUGGAUCUGUUCGUAAACAAACUAAAGAGAGACCCUACCAGCGUUGAGUUGUUUGAUCUUGCUCAAAGCAACAGUGAGCACUCGCGUCAUUGGUUCUUCAAGGGUAAGCUCAUUCUGGACGGCAAAGAGAUCGACGAAUCACUAAUUGAUAUGGUGGCGUCCACUCAAAACAACUCAAACGAUAAUAAUGUCAUCAAGUUUGGUGAUAACAGCAGUGCCAUAAAAGGUUUCAAGCAUACGAAGUUGCGUCCUAAAGACGUCAAAGCCCCUUCCGAAGUUGUUCAAGAAGUGACCGAGUCAGACAUCAUCUUCACGGCAGAGACACAUAACAUGCCCACAGCGGUCGCGCCGUUCAGUGGAGCGACCACGGGCACUGGUGGCAGGAUACGGGACGUGCAAGGAGUGGGAAGAGGAGGACACACAGUCGCCGGCACUGCGGGAUACAGUGUUGGGAACCUGCAUAUUCCAGGAUACGACUUGCCAUGGGAAGAGAAAAACUGGGAGUACCCAAGCAACUUUGCUAGUCCCCUCCAAAUCAUCAUUGAAGCUAGUAACGGAGCGUCGGAUUAUGGAAACAAGUUCGGUGAACCUGUGGUUUCAGGAUUUGUCCAGUCUUAUGGUUUGAAGAAUGGCGACAACGUGAGAGAGGAGUUCGUGAAACCUAUCAUGUUCAGUGGCGGCAUCGGAUACAUGCCCCAUACAAUGAUUAGGAAGAAUCAUCCCGAGAAAGGCAUGCUGUUGGUGAAAGUAGGUGGUCCAGUGUAUCGUAUUGGUGUCGGUGGUGGCGCGGCUUCGUCCGUAGCCGUUCAGGGCGGCGACUCUCGAGACCACGCCCUCGACUUCGGAGCUGUGCAGCGAGGCGAUGCUGAAAUGGGGAAUCGUCUCAAUCGUGUCGUAAGAGGUUGUUUGGAGUCUGAUAUAAAUCCGGUUGAGUCCAUUCAUGACCAAGGCGCCGGUGGUAACGGCAACGUAUUGAAGGAGCUGGUAGAGCCAGAAGGGGCAGUGGUCUUCACUAAGGAAUUCCAACUAGGAGACCCCACUAUCACCACACUUGAGCUGUGGGGCGCCGAGUAUCAAGAAAACGAUGCACUCCUAUGCUCUAAGACAAACAAACACAUACUAGAAGAAAUAUGCAACCGUGAGCGGUGUCCGGUGUCGUUUGUAGGCGAAGUGACGGGUGACGGAUACAUGAGUCUCGUCGAGGAUUCUCUGAACGAGAAAUACCUAAGCCGACCGGUCAGGAGCAGGCCAGAUGUCCAGGCCAAGCUGCCGUAUGACUUGCACUUGGAAGCUGUCUUAGGCAAUAUGCCACGUAAAACAUUCGACUUGAAGCAAGACAAGAGGACCAAGCUUCCACUGAGCUUGCCAAAGGAUAUCACGGUUAAGAGUGCCCUCGACAGAGUGCUGAGGCUCGUCAAUGUGGCUAGCAAGAGAUACUUGACUAACAAGGUAGACAGAUGCGUGACGGGUCUGGUGGCCCAGCAACAGUGCGUGGGUCCGUUGCACACGCCGCUAGCCGACUGUGCCAUCAUCGCGCUCUCAUACACCGACCUCGUCGGCUCGGCCACUUCCAUCGGCACUCAGAACAUCAAGGGUCUUUUAGACCCGGCGGCCGGAGCGAGACUGUCUUUGGGAGAAGCUCUCACUAAUUUGGUCUUCGCCGGUAUAUCAGAGUUAGAAGACGUCAAAUGCAGCGGCAACUGGAUGUGGGCAGGCAAGACUGGUGCGGAAGGCGCGGCAUUAGUAGUCGCUUGUGACGCGGUGUGUGCCGCCAUGAAGGCGAUAGGCGUCGCCGUCGACGGCGGGAAGGACUCGCUGUCAAUGUGCGCGCAUGUCGCGGGGGAGAAAGUGAAAUCACCGGGUACUCUGGUAGUGUCUACGUACGCCCCUUGUCCCGAUAUUACUGUCAAAAUUGAACCGACCCUGCUAAAGGAAGGCGCUGCACUCAUUCACGUUCCGGUUACUGAUAAGUACAGGCUUGGCGGAUCAGCAUUAGCUCAGUGCUAUAAGCAACUCGGGGACAACCCACCGGACCUUGACGACCCGGCGGUUCUGAGAUCUCUGUUCAAAAUUACUCAGAAGCUCUUGAAAGAAAAGAAACUGUUAUCCGGACACGACAUCAGCGAAGGAGGUUUUAUAACAACAGUCCUUGAGAUGGGCAUUGGAGGUCUUCGUGGUCUCACUUUAGACCUUAAGGCCAAUGUAUCUGCUAUCGAAGCUCUCUUCAACGAAGAGCUUGGCAUUGUUCUAGAAGUUGAUCAGAAGGAUGUCACUUACGUGCUCGAUCAAUACAAGAAAGGUGGCGUCAAUGCCAAAGUUAUUGGUGCCGUCGGGAAAUAUGGAAUGAAUUCGCAGGUGGUGGUAAAAGUAAACGGAGAGAAUGUUCUGGACACUACACUCAUAGACGUAUAUAGGAUGUGGGAGGAGACCAGCUACCAACUGGAAUGUCUACAGGCCAACUCUGACUGCGUCCGACAGGAAUGGCAAGGGCUGGAGAAAAGAAAAGGCGUUACGUACAACGUCACAUUCGAUCCUUCCGCAGCGGUCGUCAAAACUAAAUCUAUUAGGGUUGCGGUGCUGCGUGAAGAAGGUACCAAUGGUGACCGUGAGAUGAUCGCGUCUCUCCUCAUGGCGAACUUCGAAGUGUUUGACGUGACCAUGAGUGAUCUGCAAAGAAAGAAAAUCACACUCGACGCCUUCCAAGGGCUGGUGUUCCCUGGUGGAUUCAGUUAUGCCGACACAUUGGGUUCCGCCAAGGGCUGGGCAGCGGGCAUCCUAUUCUCCGAGGGUCUUAGCUCGCAGUUCACACACUUCAAGAACCGAACCGACACAUUCUCGCUCGGCGUGUGUAACGGUUGUCAGCUGAUGGGUCUACUUGGCUGGUUCGAUCCCGAGCCGAAGCAGAGUGAUAGGAAACAAGUAUUUUUGGACCAUAACGCUUCUGAAAGGUUCGAAUGCCGCUGGAGCGCGGUGAAGAUAACGGAAGACACGACUAAAGAGGACGUAUGGUUCCGCGGUAUGGGCGGCAGUGUACUCGGAGUGUGGGUCGCGCACGGAGAAGGUCGCUUCACAGUGUCCGAGCCUCAUUUACUCUCCGCCUUGCACAAGAAUCGCCAAGUCGCCAUGCAGUAUGUCGAUGAUAAUGGAGCGCCCACCGAAGUUUAUCCGAUGAACCCCAACGGUAGCCCUGACGGGUUGGCGGGCGUGCGGUCCCGCGACGGGCGUCACGUGGCCAUGAUGCCGCACCCGGAGCGCUGCGUGCUGCGCUGGCAGGCCGCCGCGCCGCCCGCCGCUCCCCCACGCGCGUCCGACCCGGCCAGCAACGCCUCACCAUGGAUACGGCUCUUCCAAAACGCCUACACUUGGGCUUCCCAGCAAUAGACCAACUGCUCAAAAUUGUCUUUUUAUUAGAAUUUUGAUAUUCAAAAAAGAAUAAUUGUUGAACUAUGAGUAUGGCGUUUGACCUUUGUCCACAAACAUUCUCUCAACAGUUAUAUUAAGCGCAUUUCGUUUAUUCUUUUUUUGUGGUACAUUAUGGUUAACCUACUUAAUUUUUCAAUUCAAAAUCUAAUUUUAUUAGAUAUCUGUUAAUUUUAAGUUUUUCAAUUUUCCUAAAAAAAUAUUGUUGUUGGACGCACCAUACAAGUAUUUACUAGCUAAUGAUAAAAAUAUGACAAAUGAAAUUGUCACUGUAUAAUCCAGUUUUAUAAAAGAAUAUUAGGAAGCGGAUUCCUCGAAUAAUAAUGUUAAAGUAUUUAAUAAGAAUCCAUUCAUUAGGCCUCAUACAUCUUUCCUAGAUGACUUAUACAGUGUCUAGGAGGCACUUUUAUUAAGUAUAAUUACAAAUAUUUUUGAGAAAAUAAACUAUUAAGUACUGUACUUUAUAUACACAUUUCUACAUAUAUAUUUGUUAUUUUAUUUUUAUAAAAAUGUAAUUAUAUACAUUAUAAGAAAGCCUGUGAUGAAA